AUGGUCUGCCAUAGGCGGCGUUACGCGAACGAGCUUUGCGCGUUGAUUUUACCCGACUUGCACUGUGCGUGCGUGCGCGUGCUGACAGCGUUGCGGGCGCGCGCUCAACAUGGACUAUUCGACGAGUUAUUUAGAGAACAUACGCAAUACUUUAAUACGGACGCGACGGGCGUCACUGUGCGAUUGACGUCCGGUGGGGGCGGGGCGUGUGUGCCUACGAGAGAAGUCUACGACGACCUCUACGACGACGUUUACGAAUACGUCUACACUGACAUCUAUGACGACGUGUACGACGAUGUCUACGACGUCGUCUACACUGUCGUCAACGAAGACAUUUAUGACGACUUCUACGAUGAUGUCUACGAUGGCGUCUACUUUGAUGUCACAAACACAUUCACUACGCCGUUUUCAAUAUCUGUACGCAUAUUUACAGUUUCCAUUUACAGCCGCAGCGCCCCGCUACCA
This is a messenger RNA of Iphiclides podalirius (scarce swallowtail), 465 nucleotides long. Lineage: Eukaryota; Metazoa; Arthropoda; Insecta; Lepidoptera; Papilionidae. The record is from the annotation of a GenBank genome assembly.